Molecule: messenger RNA, 483 nt
Organism: Gastrolobium bilobum
Lineage: Eukaryota; Viridiplantae; Streptophyta; Magnoliopsida; Fabales; Fabaceae
Exons: 1
Coding region: 1-483 (160 amino acids)
Source: RefSeq, a predicted model, not a curated record
AUGCCGACCUUCAAAGGGAAAGCCAGCAGCCCUGCUCCCCCAAGACUGUUCUUUACCCAAGAGGAUCUAGAAAUGGUCAUACCCGGACACACUGAUGGUCUGGUGAUCACCGUUGUGCUAGUUAACUGCCAGGUCAAAAGAAUCUUCAUCGAUCACGGAAGCUGCGCGGACAUACUUUUCUGGAACGCUUUCCAAAGGAUGAACUUGGAUGAAAAAGACUUGAAACCAUGCGCCACCAAGUUAAUUGGAUUCAACGGAGAGCCAUCCCCUCCAAAGGGUUAUAUAGACCUAAAGCUGACUUUAGGAACGAAGGACGCUUUCCGAGCUGGAAGGGUUCGGUUUGUCGUAGUAGACACUCCUUCUUUGUACAACGUGAUCAUUGGCCGACCUAUAAUUCAUGACUGGGACAUGUUAAUCUCCACCAAGCAUCAAGCACUGAAGAUGUCGGGGGCAAAGAACAAGGUCAUCAUCUUGCUACUAUGA